AUGUUGCUGCUUAUCCAGAUGCUGCUUCCUUGGGUGGUGUACAAAGUAUAUAGUAUGAAGUGCACCAGAACCAAUCCUCAUCACAUUCCAUAUCAGUGGUAUCAGCCAGGUGAAAUCCUGGUUGGUGGAAUGGUAACUCAUAUUGGUUGUCCUUCCUAUGAACCUGAUUAUGAGAAGAACCCCUCAGGGGAUUAUGAAUGUUAUCCAGUCCUGAUAACAAAGUUCUACCAGCACAUCCUCGCCUUGGUGUUUGCCAUCCAUGAGAUCAACAAAAACCCCAGCAUCUUGCCCAAUGUCACUCUUGGAUUCCACAUUUAUGACUCCACCAUGGAUCCGAAAUGGACUUACAGGACCACCCUGGACCUCCUCUUCACAUCACUUGAACUUGUUCCAAACUACAAAUGCGGCACCCAGAAAAAAGUGAUGGGUGUCAUUGGGGGAUAUAGUUCUGAUACCUCAUUAGACAUGGCCAUUCUCUUAAGUCAUUACAAGAUCCCACAGUUUUCAUGCGGCUCGCUUGAAUCAGAAGUGGAUAACCCAACCACUUUCCUUUCCUUUUACCGCAUGUUCCCUAAGGAAGCCCCUCAGUAUGAGGGAAUUCUCCGGUUACUUCUGCAUUUCGGCUGGAAAUGGGUUGGGGUCAUCACUCUGGAUGAUGAAGGUGGAGACCAUUUCUUGCAGGCACUGGAGCCAAUGCUCUCCAGCAAUGGAAUCUGUGCAGCCUUCAUAGAAAAGGCUACAACAGAGGUCCAGUGGGAUGACAUAGAUUUUAUGACCAAAUACUAUGGCAAUAAUAAAGCAGAUUUCCUGGACAGCAAAGCCAAUGCAAUUGUUGUACAUGGAGAAACUGGAACAUUUAUGUGGCUGGCAGCAGUUAUAUCUUUCCCCCCACACAUAAACACCCCAACAGGUUCUGAUUAUGGGAUGAGAACUUCUGCAGGAAAAGUGUGGAUUACGACAGCCCAGAUUGAUUUUGCGUUCACUACUAUACAAAAGACAUUUGAUAUACAAAUGUUCCAUGGUGCUCUUUCCUUCUCAAUUCAUUCAAAGGACAUCUUAGGAUUCCAUACAUUUCUCCAACAAAUAAAACCUUCCUGGGCGAAGGGGGAUGGUUUUAUCAAGGAAUUCUGGGAACAAGUUUUUGAAUGUGCAUUUCCAGAUUCCAGUAGUCCAGCAGAGUCUAGUGAAACAUGCACCGGAGAGGAGAGACUGGAAUCUGUCCCAGCAUCUAUCUUUGAAAUGAGCAUGACUGACCAUAGCUACAGUAUCUAUAAUGCUGCCUAUGCCGUUGCACAUGCUCUACACAUCUUGGACUCAUCUAGAACCAACCACAAAGCCAUGGAUGAUGGGGGCAGCCUGGCUCCUCUGAAUGUGCCACCAUGGAAGAGAAUUGCUUUCAACAACAGUGCCGGAGAUGAAGUGACCUUUAAUGAACGUGGAGAAUUGAAAGUUGGAUUUGAUAUUACCAACUUGGUCACUUUUCCAAAUAACUCCUAUGUCAGAGUCAGGAUCGGGAGGCUGGAUCCUCAAGUUCAACUUAGUCUAAGAGUGAUCAUCAAUGAGGACAGAAUUAAGUGGAACAGACAUCUUGCCCAGCUGCCUCCUUUAUCGUUGUGUAAUGACAACUGCAAGCCUGGUUACAGCAAGAAAAAGAAGGAAGGGGAGCCAUUCUGCUGCUAUGAUUGUGAUGCAUGUCCAAAUGGGAAAAUGUCAGACAAAGAGGACAUGGAUUCUUGCAUGACAUGCUCUGAAGGCCAUUAUUCAAACCUGGGACAAGAUCAAUGCAUUCCCAAGAUUCCAAAUUUCCUUUCAUCUGCAGAACCCUUGAGCAUGAUUUUAGCCUUUUUGGCCCUCUCCUUUUCUCUGAUCACAGCCCUGGUGCUCGCAAUCUUUGUCAAGUACAAGGACACCCCCAUCGUUAAAGCCAACAACCGGAGCCUCACCUACUGUCUACUCAUCUCUCUCCUUCUCUGCUUCCUCUGCUCCUUGCUCUUCAUUGGAAGGCCUAACAAGGUGACCUGCCUCCUCCGACAAACAACUUUUGGCAUCAUCUUCUCAGUUGCAGUUUCUUCUGUCUUGGCCAAAACUGUUACGGUCGUUGUAGUAUUUAUGGCCUCUAAGCCAGGAAACAUUUUUCGAAAGUGGGUGGGGAAACAAUUAGCAUAUUACAUUGUUAUCUCUUGCUUCUUUGUUCAAGUUGGCAUUUGUGUUUUUUGGCUGAGCUGUUCUCCACCCUUCCCAGAUGUGGACAUGCAUUCACUCAGUAGAGAAAUCAUAGUGAAAUGCAAUGAAGGGUCAGCCGCCAUGUUUUACUGUGUCUUGGGCUACAUGGGCUUCCUGGCCUCAGUCUGCUUCAUUGUGGCUUUCCUCGCCAGAAAGUUGCCUGACAGUUUUAACGAAGCCAAGUUCAUCACCUUCAGCAUGUUGGUCUUCUGCAGUGUUUGGCUGUCCUUCGUCCCCACCUACCUGAGCACUCAAGGAAAAGACACGGUGGCCGUGGAGAUCUUCUCCAUCUUCGCUUCCAGUGCUGGCUUACUAGGCUGCAUCUUUUUCCCCAAAUGCUAUGUCAUUAUCCUGAGGCCUGAGUUGAACAGAAGGGAGCAGCUGAUCAGGAGAAAGCAUUAA
This is a messenger RNA of Euleptes europaea (tarantolino), 2625 nucleotides long. RefSeq names its product vomeronasal type-2 receptor 26-like. Bases 1 to 2625 code for a protein of 874 amino acids. Gene Ontology annotation, biological process: G protein-coupled receptor signaling pathway. Gene Ontology annotation, molecular function: G protein-coupled receptor activity. The transcript is spliced from 6 exons. Lineage: Eukaryota; Metazoa; Chordata; Lepidosauria; Squamata; Sphaerodactylidae. Gene Ontology annotation, cellular component: membrane. The record is from RefSeq and is a predicted model, not a curated record.